ACCUCCCCAGAAAAAGAAAAAAGAAAUCAGAGAAGAAAAUAAAAUGGCUCGCCGCGACGUUCUCCUCCCUUUCCUCCUCUUUCUUGCCACCGUCUCCGCCGUAGCCUUCGCCGAAGAUGAUCCAGACUGUGUUUACACAUUCUACCUCAGAACGGGAUCGAUCUGGAAAGCAGGAACGGACUCAAUCAUCAGCGCAAGGAUCUACGACAAGUUCGGUGACUACAUCGGAAUCAAGAACCUACAAGCCUGGGCUGGGUUGAUGGGACCUGAUUACAAUUACUUCGAGAGGGGUAAUCUCGACAUUUUCAGCGGGAGAGCACCGUGUUUGCCUAGUCCGAUCUGCGCCUUGAACCUGACCUCCGACGGCUCAGGUGAUCACCAUGGCUGGUACGUGAAUUACGCUGAGGUAACGACGGCUGGUGUCCACGCACAGUGCUCGACUCAGAACUUUGAGAUUGAGCAAUGGCUCGCUACUGAUACUUCUCCUUAUGAGCUCACCGCUGUACGGAACAACUGUCCGGUCUCGCUUAGGGAUAGUGUCAGCCGGGUCGGGUCUGAGAUCCGGAAUAAGCUUUCUUGGGUCGUCUGAGUAAUGUGUUUUUGCGAUUCAUCAUGUCAUGAGAUGAGAGAUUUGUCUCUGUAUUGUUUGUCUUUAUCAUCUUGUGAUCGAGUGUAAUGUGGGCGUUAAUGAAUAAAUUAAACUUCUAGUUAUCUUUAA
Molecule: messenger RNA, 718 nt
Organism: Capsella rubella
Lineage: Eukaryota; Viridiplantae; Streptophyta; Magnoliopsida; Brassicales; Brassicaceae
Product: PLAT domain-containing protein 1
Exons: 2
Coding region: 44-589 (181 amino acids)
Molecular function (GO): protein binding
Source: RefSeq, a predicted model, not a curated record